Messenger RNA from Lathyrus oleraceus (garden pea), 1511 nucleotides. RefSeq names its product putative F-box protein At3g16210. The record is from RefSeq and is a predicted model, not a curated record. Lineage: Eukaryota; Viridiplantae; Streptophyta; Magnoliopsida; Fabales; Fabaceae. The coding region runs from base 163 to 1377 and encodes 404 amino acids. The transcript has a single exon. Gene Ontology annotation, molecular function: protein binding.
GUAUCUACCCUUUCUUUUACUUUUUAAUUUCUCUUCAUCAUAUCAUAUCAUCUAUUCCUUUUUAUUUUGUUUAUUGCUUCUUUAGAAAACACAUAUUUACAUUUCUUCUCCUUCUUUUUUUAAUAUAAUGAUCAUAGUUUAUAUAUCUAAUUAGAAGAAACAAUGGAAGUCUCAAAAAAGAAGGUUAGAAAUUAUUUACCUAGUGAUGUUUCUUUUGAUAUUUUAUCUAAAUUGUCUGUGAAAGCUUUGAAGCGGUUUACUUGUGUAUGCAAGAUUUGGGCUAAUUUAUUUGAAAAUCCCCAAUUUAUCAACAUGUAUCGCAUAAACUUAUUCUCAUCUAAAUACAAUGAUUGUCAUAAUUCCCACCUGCUCCUAAAGCAGACUCCUAAUUAUGGGGAAUUUGAUGACAAUGAUAAUAUAUUUUUAUUUUCUGGUGAAACAUUUGAUAAUAAAGUCAAGUUAAAUUGGCCGCGUCCAUUUGAAGUGUAUCGAGAAUGUAUUUUUAUUAUUGGUUCUAUAGUUAAUGGCAUACUAUGUCUAUGUCAAGGCAAUGGACUGGGAGACCCUAGCUCGUUUAACACAAAAGUAGUAUUGUGGAACCCGUCCACAGAGGAAUUUAAGCUCAUUCCUUGUGGUUCUUUUAAAAGUACAUUUCUUAAAGCAUUUCCAACCAAUACUGUGUUUGAAGAUCUACGGGAUAUUACUAUCUGUGUUAACAUUCAUGGUUUUGGUUAUGACCCUAUCACAGAUGACUACAAGUUGAUUCGAUUUUUUUAUUCUAUUGACAAUAUUAAGUUUGGGCAUGAUCCAAAUAAUUGUAUAAAUGAUGAGACCUUAUGGCAGAUAUAUAGUCUAAAAAGUAACUGUUGGAGGGAUCUUCAAGUCAAAAUGCCAACUAAUUUUUUGAAUGAAUAUUGGCAAAACACAGGUGAUUCAAUGUACUUUAAUGGGAUGUGUCAUUGGUGGGGCUAUGAAGAUUAUCACAAAGAAGAGGUGUUAGUAUCAUUUAACUUUAGUGAUGAAGUCUUUAUUACAACACACACCAACCCUAAUUAUUGUGGAUUUGUUAAACACGUGAUGGUGUUAAAAGAUUGCAUUUCUAUGAUCGAAUAUAAUAACUUUUUUAAUCUUUAUAUAUCAGUUUUGGGUGAGAUUGGUGUGUCAGAAUCAUGGACGAGACUUUUUAGAAUUGGACCCCUACAAGAUUUUAUAAAACCUAUUGGAGUUGGAAAGAAUGGUGAUAUAUUCUUCAAUAGAGGUGGAAAUAUUGAAAGGUUUAAUUUAAAUACAUGUAUGAUUGAAGAUAUUGGUUUUAAAGGAAAGAUUCAAAGUUGUCAAAUGGUUAUUUAUGACAAUAGUAUUCUUCCUAUCGGUUGAAUACAAAGUUAAUCGUUUCUCUUAGCUUAAAGCUUAUUCUAAGAGAUUUAAGAGUAUGUUUAUUAAUGAAUUGUAAACUUUCCAUGUCUUGUGUAGAAAAGGUAUUUCAAUAUAUUUCAAAGUUGUGAUUAUAA